Benincasa hispida (wax gourd) is the source of this 1500-nucleotide messenger RNA. RefSeq names its product mogroside IIIx synthase-like. Gene Ontology annotation, molecular function: UDP-glycosyltransferase activity. Lineage: Eukaryota; Viridiplantae; Streptophyta; Magnoliopsida; Cucurbitales; Cucurbitaceae. The record is from RefSeq and is a predicted model, not a curated record.
AUGGAAGGUGGCUAUGAAAAUGAGAAAAUAAGGAUUUUGAUGCUCCCAUGGCUUGCUCAUGGCCAUGUCUCCCCUUUCUUAGAGCUCUCAAAGUUACUUGCUACUAGAAACUUUCACAUUCUCUUCUGUUCCACGUCUGUAAUCCUUCACUCCAUUCAAUCAAAACUCCCUCAAAACCUCUCCUCUAAUAUAGAGCUUGUGGAGUUGACUUUACCCACGUCGGCCGACCUCCCGCCGCACCGCCACACCACCACUGGCCUUCCGUCACAUCUCAUGUUCUCGCUCAAGCGAGCGUUUGACUCGGCCGCCUCCGCCUUUGAUGCCAUUGUUCGUAACGUGAGACCGGACUUGCUCAUCUAUGACUUCUUGCAGCCUUGGGCGCCGGCUGUGGCUCUCUCUGCUGAUAUUCCAGCAGUCAUGUUUCAAUGCACAGGUGCUCUAAUGGCGGCGAUGGUAACGUAUGGGUUAAAGUUUGGAAACUCAGAUAUUUUGUCGAAAUUUCCUGAAAUUCGCGUGUCUGAGUUAGAGAUUAAACAGCUGAACAACUUGUUUAGAUGUUCAGUGAAUGAUGCAAAAGACAAGCAAAGAAUUGAGGAAUGUAAUGAGAGAUCUUGUGGCAUCCUUUUUCUUAAAUCUUUUAGAGAAAUCGAAGCCAAAUAUAUUGAUUCUCUCUCCACUUUCCUCCAAAAAAAGGUUAUUCCCGUGGGUCCCUUAGUUGAAGAACCAGAAAACGACGUCGUAUUAGGAGGAAGCUUCGAGAAAUGGCUAAACCAAAAAGAGAGAAAAUCUUGCAUACUCGUAUCUUUCGGAAGCGAGUUUUACCUAUCCAAAUUUGAUAUGGAAGAAAUCGCUUAUGGCUUAGAGCUGAGCCGCCUGAACUUCAUAUGGGUGGUGAGGUUUCCGGCGAGCGGCGGAGGAGAGGGAAAGAAGAACGUAGAAGAAGAGCUCCCAAAAGGGUUUUUAGAGAGAGUUGGAGAGAGAGGAAUGGUUGUGGAAGGGUGGGUCCCACAAGCUCAGAUCUUGAAACACCGGAGCAUCGGCGGGUUCCUCAGCCACUGUGGGUGGAGCUCCGUCGUCGAGAGCAUCAAGUUCGGCGUUCCGAUCAUCGCCGCCCCAAUGCAACUCGAUCAGCCGUUAAAUGCCAGGCUAGUAGAGCACCUCGGCGUCGGUGUCGUGGUGGAGAGAAGUGAUGGUGGUAGGCUAUGCCGGAGAGAGGUGGCGAGAGCUGUGAGAGCUGUGAGAGAGGUGGUGGCGGAGGAAAGUGGGAAGAGAGUGAGGGAGAAGGCGAAGGAGUUUGCAAAGAUUAUGAAGGAGAAAGGUGAUGAAGAAAUGGAGGUUGUUGUGGAAGAGAUAAUGAAGCUAUGUAGGAGGAAGAAGAAGGGUUUACAAAGCAAUUGGUGUAGAACUUCCAUGGAUUCACAUUGUUGUGAAGUCAUGAAGAUUGAUCAUUGUAAUGGUGCAACACCCAAUGAAGAGCCUCUUUGCAAACAAGAAAAAUAG